Moesziomyces antarcticus is the source of this 873-nucleotide messenger RNA. RefSeq lists its product as uncharacterized. The record is from RefSeq and is a predicted model, not a curated record. Lineage: Eukaryota; Fungi; Basidiomycota; Ustilaginomycetes; Ustilaginales; Ustilaginaceae. The transcript has a single exon. The coding region runs from base 1 to 873 and encodes 290 amino acids.
AUGUCGCCAACAUCCUCUACAGACACUUCCGGGACGAACAACACGGGCGCGAGCACCCCAUCUUCCACCAUGUACGACGCUGUGGCAGGCACGGCGCAGCGCAUCUAUCCUGUUGCCUCGAAUGUGGUCGGUGAGAUGACGGGCUUUGCUGCACUUUCGGAAUCCGACCCAGCGGCGCCCUCGCAACCAACGCAGUCUGCACAACCAACCGAAUCGAACGAAUCGAACGAAUUGCCCAUACGCAACUCGAGCGCAUCCGAUGGUGCGAAUGAGCGCAUGGCGCGCGAUGACCACGACGAGGAGCACCAGCGUGGACCGUCCGAGUCGUCGCGCGUCGACCAGCCACAGCACAAGAUCGGCACCGAAUCCGGCAUCCCCACCACUGCUGGCGCCGGCACUACACUCUCUCCGGACCAAGACGUCGCUCCUGCAGCGGACAAGGCCAAGCAAAAGCGCAAGAACGCAGCCGUGGGCGUAGACUACUCGGACCAGCCAUGUCCCACCGCAGACGCUCGCCGUUCCCAAGCCUCCAGCUCGCCAGCCGAGGGCAAGACCCAGUUCGUAGACCGCCAGGAACAACUGCAUGGCUCCGAACAAGGCUCGCAUCGCUCAGAACAAAGCUCGCGCCACCAAGAUCAAGGGCAACAGCAACAGCAAGAUCAAGAUCAAGCGCAGGAUCAGGAACAAGAGCAGGAGCAGGGGCAGGCGGAGCAGGGGCAGGCGGAGCAGGGGCAGGCGGAGCAGAGUUCAGCAGGGUGGAAGAAUAAGCUCAAGGCCAACACCAAGCUCGCCGUGGGUAAGAUCACGCACAACCAGACCAAGAUCGACGACGCCCGCGCAAUGAAGGCCGACGCCACUCCAGCUGCAGUGUAG